AUGGCAUGGGAGAAUCAGACCUUGAACUCUGAUUUCAUCUUGCUGGGAAUCUUUGAUCACAGCCCCACCCUCAUUUUCCUCUUUUGUCUGGUCUUGGGCAUCUCUGCACUGGCCAUCAUGGGAAACACUCUCAUGGUUCUCCUCAUCUACCUGGACACCCAGCUCCACACUCCUAUGUAUUUCCUCCUCAGCCAACUAUCUCUUAAGGACUUCAUGCUCAUCUCUACCACAGUACCCAAGAUAGCCUUCAACUACUUGUCUGGUAGCAAGUCCAUUUCUGUGGCUGGUUGUGCCAUACAAAUUUUAUUUUAUACAUCACUACUUGGCUGUGAAUGCUUACUCCUGGCCUCAAUGGCCUACGAUCGUUAUGUGGCUAUCUGCCACCCCCUGCACUAUUGUAUCCGCAUGAGCAAAAGGAUGUGUAUGAAGAUGAUUAUGGGAUCUUGGAUCUUGGGGUCUCUCAACUCCCUGGCACACACAGUCUAUGCCCUCCAUAUUCCUUACUGCCAGUCCAGGGCCAUUGAUCACUUCUUCUGUGAUGUCCCAGCUAUGUUGCCUCUGGCCUGUAUGGACACCUGGGUCUAUGAGUACAUGGUUUUUGUGAGCACAAGCCUCUUUCUCCUCCUUCCUUUCCUUGGCAUCACUGCUUCCUAUGGCCGAGUUCUUUUUGCUGUCUACCAUAUGCGUUCAAAAGAUGGAAGAAAAAAGGCCUUUACCACCUGUUCAACACAUUUAACUGUAGUGACAUUUUACUAUGCACCUUUUGUCUACACUUAUCUUCGGCCCAGGAAUCUCCGCUCACCAGCAGAAGAUAAAAUUUUGGCAGUCUUUUACACUAUUCUCACCCCCAUGCUCAAUCCCAUUAUCUACAGUCUGAGGAAUAAGGAAGUCUUGGGGGCCAUGACAAGAGUGUUUGGGAUAUUCUCUUUUACAAAGUAA
Molecule: messenger RNA, 939 nt
Organism: Bubalus bubalis (water buffalo)
Lineage: Eukaryota; Metazoa; Chordata; Mammalia; Artiodactyla; Bovidae
Product: olfactory receptor 2L13
Exons: 3
Coding region: 1-939 (312 amino acids)
Biological process (GO): G protein-coupled receptor signaling pathway
Cellular component (GO): membrane
Molecular function (GO): G protein-coupled receptor activity; olfactory receptor activity
Source: RefSeq, a predicted model, not a curated record